GGGGGAAUGGAAUGAGAUAUUGAAUGGGAUUGAAUGAGAUACUUAAAAGACUGAUUGGUGGUUUGGAACAUGAAUUUUAUGAUUUUUUCCAUAUAUUGGGAAUUUCAUCAUCCCAACUGACGAACUCCAUCAUUUUUCAAAGGGGUUGAAACCACCAACCAGUGGGACGGGAUUUGUAGUUUGGGGGACCCUGAUAUCGCAGAGAUUUUUCUGGAUGAGUCUGGCUCAAGCUCAAACCCUUGCGGUGGCCAUCUGAAUGAAGCACGUUCAGAAGCAAAUCCGACGUGCAGAGCAGGAUGGACUUUUCAGGGCUACAACUGCAAAUGCUUUGUUCAAUUUCCAUUUUUUGAAUUCAAUCUCCAAAUACGUCCAAGCCAGCCCAGACCGGACAGCCAGGUAUGAUUCUCUGGAGAGGGUGUCGCAGGUGGAUUUCUUUAUCAGCCAUUCUUGGUCAUGUCCAUCUUGGAUGAAACGACUGGCUUUGUGUCAUUGCCUCAACCUGAACUUGGCCAUUGGAUCAUGCGGCAUUGCUUUUCUGCUGGCCAUUGUGAUCUUGGUACUACAUGCAGGUAGCAUCCGUGCUGUGGCACAGCAAGAUCCAGCACUGAGGUACUGUCUUUCAUUGCUGUGGCCGUUCUUUGUGUUUCUUGGCACGUAUCUCUUUGGACAUCUGCUGCAUCCUCGCAGGUUUUGGAUAGAUCAGGUCUGUGUCCAUCCAUCCGAUGCGGAGGUGAAGUCGCGGACCCUACAGGCUAUUCCUGCCUUCGUAGCUCAGUCAAAUCAGAUGCUGGUGAUUUGGGAUGACACUUAUUGGCAGAGACUCUGGUGUAGCUAUGAAGUCGCUAUCGAUGUGAAAACUUCUUCCGCCCCAGAGGCCAUAUGCUUUGUGCCAGUCUGGAUACCUUUGUGGGUCUUGUCGAGCUUCACUUUGUCGAUUUUGGUAUGCUUUUCAACUGUUGGAGAAGUCUGGUCUUACCAACUGGAUUUGGAUUCAAGGCUUUCAUGCAUAGUCUCUUACAUGAUGAAUGAAGUGCCCGCGAAUGUGGUUUACGCAGGAUGCUGUGCUUUCCCUUGUUUCUGGCUGUGCACGCAGAAACUGCAGAAACACGAGAAGAUGCUAAAUCAGAUGAAGCACUUCGAUGUUCGAAGUGCUGAGUGCACAGUGGAAAGUGACCGCAUAGUCAUCCAGGAACAGAUUGUUAACCUUUUUGAUGAAGCCUUGGAGCCUCCGGUUCAAGUCCCUUUCGGAACUGUUGCAGAUGCUCCGGAUGCUCCUUUGAUGUCCCCCGACGUGCUUCAGGACAUCCGUGACAUCACUAGCUACCCGAGCCGUGAUGAAAUCCUGGACCAGUUCAAUGCAUAUGUGAGGGGCCCAUUGCGUGGAAGCGUUGAAGCAUCCGUGGGGAAAGAGGAUUAUCUUCCUCUUAACUCUUGCGUCGCUGCUACUUUGCCAAUGAUUUUGUGUGGCUUCAUGAUUGCGCUUGGCUGUGAUGGCCAGGCGGAUUGUGGGAUGUCAGCCUCCAAUCUGGGCUUUGCUUCGGUGACGGAGUACAUGCUUGUCAAUAUGUUUGUUUGUGGAAUACAAACACCCUUGACAUGGAUCCUCACAUGUCCUCUGGUGCUGCGAACCACCCACCUAGUAACCCGAGCCAUGUCCAGUGGAAUUUGGCAGACCCUCGUGGGUGCAUCUCUCACAGGAUUGGUGCUAGCUGCCUGUUUCUGUGGCAUAAGUCUUCAAUUCGUGCUGUUAAUCGUGGUCGUCAACAAAUAUUCGACAAUAUGUUUGGGAGCUUAUGUGGCCUGCUUUGCCAUUGUGUUCUGGGCAGUUUGGUUUUGCUUCUUCAGGACCUCAGCCCGACACUCCUCACGACGUUUUGCUGUUUCUGCUUCAACACCUUGACGUCCAAGAUGCAAGGGAAAAA
Molecule: messenger RNA, 1922 nt
Organism: Cladocopium goreaui
Lineage: Eukaryota; Dinophyceae; Suessiales; Symbiodiniaceae
Source: the annotation of a GenBank genome assembly